This is a messenger RNA of Porites lobata, 5793 nucleotides long. The record is from the annotation of a GenBank genome assembly. NCBI's taxonomy places the organism in Eukaryota, Metazoa, Cnidaria, Anthozoa, Scleractinia, Poritidae.
AGCUUCACGUGGUGGAAUUUCAAGAUGUCUGCAGCAAGGGUUUUAAUUUACGGAGGAAAGGGCGCGUUGGGAGCUACCUGUGUAUCUUAUUUCAAGUCCAAAAACUGGGUAAGCAACUUAUAAUAACUUCCGCGGGGAUGUAAGACGUUUCUGUUGCCUAAGCAGACUUCUGUAUUUAGAACCGUAGCAUGCCUAUUAUGUACCCUUAGAUUCUAUCUCUCGCAAAAUACUAAUCCCUUUUUCGUCAAAGUGAAAUUUAAGAAAGUUCACCGUCCCAAACGUGAGGUGUAUCAGUAUAAACUUUCUGUCUGCGUACUAACUUGCGUACUAGCUUUUUACUAGCCUGCGUGCCUGCCACGUACGGAGGCUAGCUUUUUACUAAUUCAUUCACAUCAACUUUCAUAGUGGGUAGCAUCAAUAGACUUGUUUCCUAACGAAGAUGCACAUGCAAAUCUCGUUGUUACCAAGACUGAAUCAUGGACUGAACAAAAUGAGGAGGUAAGAAAAUUCCUGUAAUAAAUAAUAUUUAAUAUUUAUUUUUCAAAUUAAUCACCUAAUUGAAAAUGGGUUAGUUUUUAAUUGAAAGUAGAGACCUUGAAAAAUAAAGGGAAAUUUUAAAACCAGAAAGCAGGCACUUCAUGCACUAUUUUUAUUUUUAGAACUCUCAGAUAAUUUUUUUCUUUCAUGAAAAGCAACAGCCAGUUGCCUUCCCAAACAUAAUCUACUAUAGAUGCAUUUAAAUUCAUCACCAAUAGAUGAGCUUGGGCGCUGGUGCCUACAAAGUUGGUGGAGCCGGACAAUGCUCUAGCAUGAGGAGGAGGUAUCCAUGGCAACCCUGCAAGCAGCCCCCACCAGGCACCAUGUGUCACACUGAACAGUUCAGAGGAAUACUUACCAACCAAUGCUUACUUGGUCCGGACCUAAAGAGGGAGGAAGGGAUGGGAAAAAACAGCACAAAAUGGCAAAUAAGCAACAAGCUAUUGCGACAACACUUUGCGAAACACCACAAGCAAGCAACUGCGUAUGCAAGUCACCAGGUGACCCUGCUAGGGGCAUUGGGCCAUCCCUAGCACACCUGGAAAAACUGCUAACCAGCAUUGCUUCGAGUUUAACUUUGUCUAAAAUAUUACAUUUAGCCACAUGUAUUAAUGAACUGUAGCAUUUUGUUAGUCUCCAUCACAUGAUCACAGCCACUCGAGUCUGAGUCAUACAACGCUCCCCCUAAGCAUUUUUUGACUGGAGUGGGUCUAAUGGAGAUUAGCAUUUCACAGAACUUUAUAGAUGUAAUAAUGUGAUAAUUAACAAGCUGCUUUUUUUAGAUCCAGCCUAAAGUUGAGGCACUUCUGGAUGGUAACAAACUUGAUGCAAUUAUAUGUGUUGCCGGAGGCUGGGCAGGUGGAAGUGCUAAAAGUAAAGGUACAAAAAAUAUGUGUACUCAUAAAUUUAAUUAUGAUUUUUAUUUUAUUUUAUUUUGUUUUUGUGCUCAACAUUUUUUACAAACAUUGCUUGUCUUCAUAUUUUCUUAUUAGGUAUAUUAUUUUAAUUACUGGUCAUUAUACUCCAACACAGUGAAUUUUAGAAGGUUACAUGUUUGUGAAACACACUUCCCAUGGCUUUUUGUUUUACCAGCUGUCAAAACAAACAGCCUUGCAGAUCGAUACCAGACAUUAGGGGUUAAUUAACAUUUAAGCCUAGACGAAAUUUAAAUUCCCAUUUUCUGUUCCUAUACUUUUCCUGAAGUAGUAUGAAUAAGUUGUUGGUGUAUCAAUUGAAAUUUAUCUUUUGUGAUUAUGUCCUUAGAUUAAUUCUCAUCGCCAAUCUGUUUUAUAAAGUGUUGGUAUUACAGGGAGAAACUUGAUGAUGAUCAUGGCUUAAUAUAAGGGGAUUAUUACUUUGCGUUUUUCUUCUACAUGUUUUUUCAAUCAGCUGUGGUGAAGAAUGCUGACUUAAUGUUUAAGCAGAGUGUGUGGACAUCACUCAUUGCUUCCAGCAUUGCAUCAAAACACUUAAAAGAGUAAGUGAAUGAUACAAGAGAAUCCUGAUCAAUUUCUAAAACCCUCAGUUGUUUUGAAAGAACUGGCUAAUUUAGGUCAUUCAAACCUAACUUCCCUUUUUAGCUGCCCAAUAAUUCAAACCAAUUUACUUUUCCCAGGGUGGUUUGAAAAGUUGGGAAUCUACCAUUAUUGGUUUUUAAAUUCGAAGUUGACACAGUAUUAUCCAGCCUUAAGAAGUUGAUACUCAUUGCUUAAUCUUUCUGUGAAUUCUUGACCCUUAAAUUAUUGCCUACUGUACUUUUUGUUUUCAGUAAUGGACUGCUUACACUGACUGGAGCCCAGCCUUCUCUUAGCGGUACACCAGGUGUGGCUCUUAAGUAUUUGCUCAAUAAGAAUAUAUCAGACCAGAGUAGAAACUUGCUUGAGGUUCCCAUCUGACUGUAGCCAAUGUUACUUAUCAACUUGUGCAGACCCUUUGUAAGACUUAAUGGCAGCUAGUUAUUUGAAUGUAUGAAGUGUGUUAAUUAUUUACUAUACAGUGUUGAGUCACAGACCAGUACAGGGCUGUAGUUCACAUUAAGUAACGAGAUCAAGAGACACUUGCAUUUUGCCUUGUUAAGAUUUUUGCUUUUUCCUUGUGACAGCCUGUCAUCAGCUAGGGUCCUAUUAGCUGUUCAGUUCAGUGCGCUUGCCUCCUCUGUUUUGAGCACUAAGUGAUAACCUUACUGUGGGGUUGUUCUGUAACACAUAGAAAGAUCUAUGUUUUGAAAGGGUAGAGACAUGUAACUUUUCAGUAGGGCUAGUAUAUGCCUAAAGUGUGCUUACAAAUGAAAGAAUUUUAUUUUAAAAGAAGCAACAACAUGGUAGUUAUUUUUUUAUUGUUUCAGGAAUGUUGGGUUAUGGAAUGGCGAAGGCUGCAGUUCACCAGUUGGUAAAAGGACUGGCUGAAGAGGAAGGAGGACUUCCUCCAAGUGCCUCUGUUCUUGCCAUUUUACCGUAAGUUACAUUAGAACCACUCAAUGUUGGUUGUUCCCUUUUGCAUGAAUCUUUAGAUGUUCAAGACAUGCCACAAAAAUGAUGUUUUUCUUGUUAGAGUGAAUCCCUGCCAUACAUCCACCCCACGAACCCAACUGCAUUAUUAUUUUAACCUCUCUUUAGUGGCAUGAAUACCAGUUCUAUCAGUCAUUCCUAAUUCCACAUCUUUUUUAAACCUCUAAGGCCCAAGAGACAACCAUUAAGUUAAAAUAACCAACACCCGCCUUUUCAAAUCCAUAGUUAUUAGCUUCUUUAGAUUUUUUAGCUCUUUAAUAUGACCAGUCAGUUGAAUGCUGAUGCCUGAUGGUUAGUUUAGGGGAACUGAUCAAUAACCAAAAACCCACAACUCACUUUAUUGAUAGCUGGUCAAAUGUUAAUGUGUAUUAUUGAGCGUUUGAGUAAAAUUUGUGAUUUUGAAAAGGUUGAUAAUCUAUAGUAAGUUAUACUUUUCAUGCAUUUUACAAAGGCCUUGAAUGGUACUAUAUACCCUGUUGAUAUGACCUUGUUUCCAUGGCCCAGUGGUAGUCACAUUGACAGUGUUCCAUUGUACUGAUACCCUGCAUAGAAGGCACAAGAGAAUUUAUGGCGUAAAAUAGGAACAGCAACAUUAUCAUCCUAACGUAUGUUCUCCUUACUCACGUGCAUCACUUGUCUUAUACCCCAUAUGACUUCUUAUCAGCCUGCCACACAGGCUACUGAACUGAAGGCACAAGUGAGAUAAGUUGACUGAUACUGAAAGCAAAUUAAUGUGGUUACUCUAAUUACUUUAAUAGGAUGACUUUGGAUACCCCUGGAAACAGGAAGGGGAUGCCAAAUGCUGAUUUCACUCAGUGGACACCUCUGGAGUAUGUGGCAAAGUAAGUGUGUGGUAUACUUAAAAUUGGUUAUGGACCUUUCUUGCAUUCUACUACAGUGAACAAACACAGUGAAACAGUUUCAAAGACUGAUGGACAAGCAUUUUUUGGGAGUCCAAAAAGUUACCAGUGUUUUUGAGAAGCAGACCUAUGGACCUAUUCUGCCCUGAUAUUGUAAACAACCUUUAUUAUUGAAAACAAGACGAGAUCAGUGGCAGAUCCAGGGUAGGGGCCCCCCCCCUUAUUUUUAGACCAAACUGAGGGCUAAAAAAAAUUUUGUGCGAGACCGCCCCCCUCCUUAUCUCAGAGUCUUGAUGACCAGGUCCCCCCCUUAUCUGAAGGUCUGGAUCCGCCACUAAGGAUACAGGAUACUACUCUUGAUAGACUGCUAUGAACACGUUACAUGUGGUGAAUGAGUCAAACAGAGGAGAAGGCCUCUUUCCAGUUCCCUUCAUAGCCUGUUCACUCUCUUCAGGUCUGCCAAGUAUUUCCCCCGUGGGGAGGGGGGGGAAUUUUGGGGGUGGGGGUACUCCUACAUGAAAGGGGUGGGGAUGCUUGUUGUCUCACUUAGGGUGUUUUCUGGGCAAAACGCCAUUAUAUUAAGCUGCAAUCAUUGGGCCACGCCCAGAUUGGGGGGAUGGGGGUGGGGGUACUCCCACAUUAAAGGGGUGGGGAUGCUUGUUGUCUCACUUAGGGUGUUUUCUGGGCAAAACACUAUUAUAUUAAGCUGCAAUCAUUGGGCCACGCCCAGAUUGGUCUCCUUUAAGGGUUUAAUUCAAAAUUCCCGAUGAGCAUCCCCGCCCAUUUCAUAUGGGAGUCCCCCUCAACGGGAUCUGUCCAAAGUUGGACUGCUUUUAGGUUAUCCUCUCAACUGGGUCAUGUCUUUCUUACAGCUUGUUAUUUGAAUGGGCCCAGGGCACUGAUGUCCCAAGCCGAGGAAGUUUGGUGAAACUUAACACAAAAGAUGGCAACUCCUCGUAUGAGAUUCACCCUGGGGGACUGCUGUGAUUAUCAUACAAUUAAAACCAUUCCAUUGUCUCUCUUAUCCUCUGCGUAUUAAUACAACAAGAACACAAGAACAGCUAUAAAAUGAAGUGGAAAAUCCAGGAUAGAAUUUGUUAGGACAGCUGACUAAGGCAGAAAAAAUGACCGUAUGAAGUAUUUUAAUAUUUUGAUGCUUGAGAAAAAGUUUUUACAUCCUAAAAAAUUGAGUCAUAGGUAGGGUAGACUCGACUGGAUGUAAAUUAAUUUCUUUCUCGAGUCAGUUGAAAAAGGCGAUAAAGAGCAAGGCGUGAAGUAUUUUUAGAUGGAUUCUCUAUUGUUUCUGGAUUGUCGUUUCCAACCUCUUUCCCAGGGUUCUCCCCUACCUGUCCUUACGGAGCGAGAGAGUAGGAGAGAGAACCUGGGAACGAGGUUGUGUCAUAUUCUGAUUCUGAUUAAGUUGUUAAGACAGGCUAAAGAAAAGAAGUAGCAAAUACGCUGUUUGACUUGUGUCGGGUUUCCUGUGAGAAGGGGUUCCUCUUCAGUGAGGGUCGUACAGGGUUGUUUUCGCCUAUGCGUGAUAACCUGUUUUUAUUUUUCUUGAAUCCUGAAUUCUAUAAAUUAUUCUUCGUGUUCCGUGACGAAAUGGUUGUCCGUGCCCCGAGAAAAACUUGAAUUAUUAAAUUGUCGAUAUUCGUGAUUUUAUUACAUAUUUUGGCUCCUAAUUUUCAGUUUCGAGACCUCCGGAAGAUAAGUAAUUACUAUGAAAGCAUCGAAUGACAAUGCUGAGUUUUGUAAGUUGCUAUUUGCAGUCUUGCUUUUUCUUUUUUCCAUUUCAAGCUGUUUUUCAGACACUUCUUUACCACUUUUUUCUUUGCGUAAAAACAAGAUAAAAAACGGUACUUUACAUGCUACUUAUGUGACUCGAA